AUGACACGAGUUCUGUUGACAGGAGGCAGUGGCUUCAUCGCCGCGCAUACACUCGACGUCCUCCUAGACCACGGACAUAGCGUGGUUACCACUGUGCGGACGCAGGACAAGGCAGACAAGAUCAAAGAGUCCUACAAGAGCUAUGUCGAGAAAGGUCAAUUGGGGUUUGUCAUUGUGCCAGAUAUCGCACAGCCGGACGCUUUUGAACAGGCUGUCGUCUCCGAUCCUCCGUUCGAGGUUGUAUUACAUACCGCGAGUCCCUUUCAUUACAACGUGACUGAUGUCCAGAAAGAUCUGCUUGACCCCGCGAUAGUUGGAACUACGUCUAUACUGAAAUCGAUCAAGGCGCAUGCGCCCUCCGUUAAGCACGUAGUCGUUACCUCGUCAUACGCCGCCAUUGUACACCCCCGCAAGGGCUACUGGCCUGGACAUGUCUACUCAGAGGACGACUGGGACCCCAUCACGCUAGAGGAGGCUAAGGAGAACCCAAUGACGGGAUAUCGAGCAAGCAAGACAUUUGCUGAGAAAGCAGCAUGGGACUUUGUGGAGAAUGAGAAACCUAACUUCUCACUCUCGACCAUUAACCCCCCGAUGGUUUUCGGGCCAAUAGUCCACGCUCUUGACAGCUUAGACAACCUCAACACAUCGAAUAAAUUCAUGCUGAGCGUUGCCCAGGGCAAAUGUAAGGAUGAGAUCCCGAACAACAUGCCGCCCCAGCACCUUUGGGUAGAUGUACGCGACGUGGCCGAAGCACACGUGGCUGCAUUUGAAAAGCCGGAAGCUGCCAACAAGCGCUUCUUUGUCACUGCAGGCUACUACUCCAACAAGGAUAUUUGCGAUGCCAUCAGGAAGAACUUUCCUGCAUUGAAGGACCUGCCGAGCGAGUCUACACCCGGCGGCGACUAUCCAGAAGGUGCCCCUGGCAAGGGCAUGUACGGAUACAACAACAAGCGAUCAGUCGAGAUCCUUGGUCUGAAGUACAGGACGUUGGAGGAAUCCAUGGUCGACUGCAUCAAGUCAUUCCAGAAGAAGGGGUUGUAA
Messenger RNA from Pyrenophora tritici-repentis Pt-1C-BFP, 1041 nucleotides. Its product is annotated as NADPH-dependent methylglyoxal reductase GRE2. The record is from RefSeq and is a predicted model, not a curated record. Lineage: Eukaryota; Fungi; Ascomycota; Dothideomycetes; Pleosporales; Pleosporaceae. Gene Ontology annotation, molecular function: oxidoreductase activity, acting on the CH-OH group of donors, NAD or NADP as acceptor.